UCGGUCUGUUCGGUCCGGUGUUGUGUAUUACCGGUUCGGUUUGUAAACAUGCUAAAUUGAUAACCAAACCAAUAAUAAAUUAGUUUUCGGUUUAACCAAUGAGGAAAUGCUCUAAUUUUUUUGUUUUCUCUUUAUUUUCAUUUGUUUAUAUAUACACUGCGUUCAUGCAUAAAGUCUACACAAAUUACAAGCAGAAGCAAAUUCAAAGACGUUAUUGCUAAAACAAACUUGUUUUUUUUUUUUGGUUGAGAGAGGCAGCGUGCAGAGAGUCGAGAGCCCUAGUUUGAGAGAACCAAAGAGUGAUCCUAGAACGAAAGUAAGAAUUUAGGAAAUUCAGUUUGUAAUUAAAAUUUAGGAAAUCGAGUUUGUAUUUAAAAUCUAAAGCCGCUAAUAUAAUUAGGGAUAAAAAGUUACUAUUAAUAUAAUCUUAUUGGGUUAUCGGUUUAACCAUUAACUAAAAUUUCAAAACCGGAAACCGAACCAAUAGUCCAAUUAAAAAAAAUUACAAAACCGUUUAAAGCCCGUUAACCCAAUAACCCGAUACCGAUAAACCGAUUUUUGGACACCCCUAGUUGCUUCUCCUAAAAAGCUAAUUUGUUUUGUCUCCCUAACAAGUCCCGCAGGGUAUAAUCUAUGUUACACAGACUCGGUUAUGGUUAAGUCUAUUGAUACUACAAUAUGUGUAGUUUUUUCUUUAUGACUAUUUUCAUUGUAUUCUGAAAAAUCCUCAUGAAGUACCUUUAAAUAUGGAUAUAUCAAGGCAAAUGAAGGAUCUAUGUACCUAUAGUUGAUAUUCACAGAAUUUGAUAAAUUGAAGCCUGCUGUCCUGUAACAAUGCUUGUGUUGCUCGCAGUGAUUGUGCAUUAUUGACCGCAUAUAGCAUGUGAAGAUGGUGUUAUCAUCAGUAAUCCGACUUUUCUAGAAUUGGGAAAUGCCCGAGAUAACAAACAUAGCAAAAGAAAUAUCUGAAAAUGGGACAGAUUCAUCUCAGGAUGAUAUUGGCACUGUCGAGGAGAUUCCUGAGGACACAAUCUUAUCACGACAAACGUCUGUGAACCUUGUCCCUUUCAUUGGCCAGAGAUUUGUAUCACAGGAUGCUGCAUAUGAAUUUUACUGUAGCUUUGCAAAACAAUGUGGCUUCUCAAUCAGACGUCAUCGUACACGGGGGAAGGAUGGAGUUGGUAGGGGAAUUACAAGAAGAGAUUUUACAUGCCAUCGUGGUGGCUAUCCACAGCUAAAGCCUUCAGAAGAUGGCAAGCUGCAAAGGAAUCGUAAAUCAUCACGUUGUGGAUGCCAGGCAUUCAUGAGAAUUGUUAAAAGAGCAGAUGUUAAUGUCCCCGAAUGGCGGAUUACAGGUUUCAGCAAUGUUCAUAACCAUGAACUUUUAAAGUCAACUGAGUUGCAGCUUAUUCCUGCCUACUGCACCAUGUCUCCUGAUGACAAGAGUCGCAUUUGCAUGUUUGCGAAAGCUGGGAUGUCAGUUCGGCAAAUGCUGAGGUUGAUGGAGCUAGAGAAGGGAGUUAAGUUGGGUUGUUUACCCUUCACAGAGGUUGAUGUCAGAAACUUGCUACAAUCUUUUAGGAAUGUGGACCAGGAUAAUGACCCUAUUGACCUUCUCAAAAUGUGCAAGGAGAUGAAAGACAAAGACCCUAACUUCAAAUAUGACUACAAGAUAGAUUGUAAUAACAGGUUGGAGCAUAUUGCUUGGUCUUAUGCUUCAUCGAUGAGGUUGUUUGAGGCGUUUGGUGAUGCCAUAGUAUUUGACACUACUCACCGCUUAGAUGCCUAUGAUAUGCUUCUUGGGAUAUGGAUCGGAGUGGAUAACCAUGGAAGUCAUUGUUUCUUUGGUUGUGUACUCCUUCGAGAUGAAAAUUUGCAGUCUUUCUCCUGGGCAUUGAAGACAUUCUUGGGCUUCAUGAAUGGCAAGGCUCCAGGAACCAUUUUGACUGAUCAAAGUUUGUGGCUCAAAGAAGCAAUUGCCACUGAAAUGCCAAGAGUAAAACAUGCAUUUUGCAUUUGGAAUAUAAUUUCGAGGUUUUCAGAUUGGUUUUCAACACUUCUCGGAUCCCAAUAUGGUAAUUGGAAGGCAGAGUUCCAUCGCCUCUACAAUUUACAUUCGAUUGAGGAAUACGAAGUGGGAUGGAAUGAGAUGGUUGAAACCUACCGGCUGGAUGGAAAUAAACACAUUGUCAGUCUAUAUGCUUUACGUUCAUACUGGGCGCUACCUUUUUUGAGAUCUUUCUUCUUUGCUGGAAUGACAAGUACAAUUCAGUCAGAAACAAUAAAUACUUAUAUCCAGAGGUUUUUGAGUGCUCAAUCUGCACUUGAUAAUUUUGUGGAGCAGGUUGCUCGGGUUGUAGAUGCUAAAGAUCAAGCAGGAGCAAAACAUAAGGUACAGAGAAACGUUCAGAAGGUUCCCCUGAAAACAGGUUCACCAAUAGAGUCUCAUGCUGCAACUGUUCUUACACCAUAUGCCUUCUCAAAACUACAAGAGGAGCUUGUUUUGGCACCACAGUAUGCAUCACUGAUGGUAGAUGAAAGUUACUUCGUCGUGAGACACCAUAAGGAAAUAGAUGGGGCUUACAAAGUACUCUGGGUUCCGCAUGAUGAGUUCAUUAGCUGUAGCUGCCAUAAUUUUGAGUUUACUGGUAUUCUCUGUAGGCACGUGCUUCGUGUUCUGUCAACUAACAACUGUUUUCACAUUCCAGACCAAUAUCUGCCCAUUCGCUGGCGUGAGUUGACCUCAUCUUUGGCUAAGCCCACCCUUUUUACUCUACCAAGUGAUAAUAUGGGAAAAGUUCAGUUAUUGCAGUCCAUGAUUUCGACACUGAUUACUGAAUCAGUUGAAACCGAAGAACGCCUCAAUGUUGUUUGUGAUGAAGUUUCUACAGUUAUAUCUCGCAUUAAGGGGUUUCCUACAGCAUCCAAUGGGGGUAAUGCUAUUGCAUAUGAGAGCCCAUCAGACUCCCUGAUUCUUGCAGAGGUUGAGGAUUCUGAAGGCAUUGGUCAGAGUUUCACUGGCAACCCUCAUGAGUGUAUAAAUUCUGGAAAGUUGAAAGAAAGAGGAUCCAGAGAUGGACUGUAUCUUUACGGGAAGAGGAGGCGUUUUUCCAUUCCAUGUUGUGGGCAGUAUGACCAUGAUGCAAAUGAUUGUCCAAUGAUGGAAGAUGAAGAUUUGAAUGGAGAUAGACUUGGCUUUUUAUAGUAGAAAUGUUAUGAAAUGGAGCUAGCCCUUCGAGGAAGUAGGAAUAUGUACCAUCUACUCUGUUCAUAGGCUGACAGUUUCUCCUCUAAAUGCAAAUCUUUUACACCUUUAAACUUUUGUCACCCAGAAAAUCAACUCCGACAUGGACGGAACACACUUUCUGACCAAAAUUCUUCUUUGUAACAAAUGAAGGUCUUUUUUUCAGGAACCAAUCAAUGACGCGUUAUUAUUUCUGUACUACCAACCUCAACUCCUAAAAGAAAUAAAAAGAAGCAUUUAAGAUGUAGCACUAUGAUUCUCACGCCCCAACGGGAAUACAAAGAGCAAGGUUAGAUGAUAUAAUUUUGGUUUUUAGUUGAAAUCCAACUGCUGCAAGAUACAUGUGAUUUUUUCCUCUUCAUCCUGUGACCAUGGCAUUUUGUGUGUCUUUCUGAAAAUGUUCAAUGGUACAAGUUGACUAAUGUGUGAAAACACAGGUCUAAAUUCCUCGAGUUUUGAGAUCUAUUCUAAGGCAUAUCAAGUGUAGAUUUUGAUUUAAUACUUGUAUUCGGUUCAAACAACAUUAUAUUUACAAGACUAGCUAUAGGACACAAUACUAAUGGUUAAACUGGUACUUGGGAUGCCAUAAUGUGAUGAAAUGGAACAUAAAAUUCUAGUAAUUUUGAGCUUCAUCAGCUAAGGAAACUUUGCUUAGCCUGC
Messenger RNA from Lycium ferocissimum, 3904 nucleotides. Its product is annotated as protein FAR1-RELATED SEQUENCE 11-like. NCBI's taxonomy places the organism in Eukaryota, Viridiplantae, Streptophyta, Magnoliopsida, Solanales, Solanaceae. Gene Ontology annotation, biological process: regulation of DNA-templated transcription. The transcript has 4 exons. Bases 932 to 3205 code for a protein of 757 amino acids. Gene Ontology annotation, molecular function: zinc ion binding. The record is from RefSeq and is a predicted model, not a curated record.